Molecule: messenger RNA, 1137 nt
Organism: Eurytemora carolleeae
Lineage: Eukaryota; Metazoa; Arthropoda; Copepoda; Calanoida; Temoridae
Exons: 1
Coding region: 1-1137 (378 amino acids)
Biological process (GO): DNA integration
Molecular function (GO): nucleic acid binding
Source: RefSeq, a predicted model, not a curated record
AUGAUCACGGCUCUGAAAAAGUCUUGCCCUGGAUGCAUCAAACUGAACCAGGUUCCAUUCGCGACAUUCGAGGCCGACGUCCCUGACGUCCUCAAAUCAAUUCAGCCUACUUUCUCCUACUGUCAGGCUGAUAUUUUCGGACCCGUAUUUGCUCACAAAGAUGGUAUCAAGGCCAAGAGGUGGAUAUUGGUCAUUCUCUGUCUUUCCAGUCGCGGGGUGCACCUAGAGAUCCUACACAACUACAGCUCCCAAAGCAUCACCAGAAGAUUCAACAGAACCUUCGCCCUGCGAGGCACACCUCGCAUCAUUUGGAUUGAUGCCGGUCUCAACAUUGUUAAGGCUGGCAAAGACCUGGUUAACACUGAGAUGAAGGUCAUCUCCAGCCUCAACCUGAAGUUCACCUCCAUUGAAUUUAGAACUACUCUUCCCAAACACCAUGCAGAGAUCGGAGCUGUUGAAAGAAUAAUCGGCUCUAUUAAGAACACAGUCAGCAAGUCACUCGUCGGCCCUGACCAACUGACAAUGGACGAGGAGGAAUUGCUCACCUGGACCCAUGUUGUUAUUGAAAAACUCAACAACAGACCUCUUAUCCUUGGAGCUCCACUAGGAAUCACCCUCACUCCCAAACACGUUCUCCAGGGGUUCAGGGAAGGUUUCGGAGAUGAAGUCAACCCGGCUGCUCCUAUCAACCAACAGAUCUCCAGGUGGAAUGUAGCUCUCAACACGUUCCACUCUCUAUGGGAGCAGGAAUAUACCCGACGCAGAUUCACUGUCACCUGGAAGAACCAGGGUAGCCUUCCACAAAUCGGAGAUAUAGUCCUGUUCAAGAAUGAACCCAUAUACAAGAAUCCUAUCUCUGCAGCCAGGGUGGAACAACUCCUUUGUAGAAAGAACGGAGACGUCUAUGGCGCUACUAUUAGCCACCGCCGUGAAGUAGGAGGGCGGAAAAUAGUAGUAGACAGACACCUCAACCAACUGUUUCCAUUCAUGAACCUGGAAACUCAGAACCCCCAGGAGACUGUCCACAGCCUCACCUCGGAAUCAGCAGAAGCAAGGAAUUUAACCUCAGCUCCAAAUUCCAGACCAGAACCAACACAAGAUGAAAUCCACCCGAAGCUCACUGAAAUCAAUCAAUAG